UUCAUCAUCAAACCACAACAAGGAGCCGAGCGGGCGAACGGAGCAAUGAGGAGGGCAUAUGGAGCGUGACUCCACAGAUGGACCCGCUGUGUAAUGGAGCCAAGAAACCAGAGGGCGCCGAUCCCGUCGCAGACCCGAGGCCCCCUCCGGCCAAGAUGGCCCGUCUGGAACAACCCGGAGCUGGAUGCUCGGUGCAGGAGAGGAACAAGCAAGGGAGCCCCGGGACUAAAAACCCUUAUCUGCUCCAGAAAGCCACCACGGGACGGCAUCAGCACAAGAGCUCUCAUCAGUCAAGAGGAAGCUCCCUGCCCGUUUUCUGCGUGGUGGAGCACACGGAAAGUCCAGUGGAGGGAGAGAGGAAAGAAGAACACGCCGAAUUUGUUCUGAUCAAGCGAGAUCUGCUCUUCAAUCAGCUGAUCGAGAUGGCGCUGCUCACAUUGGGCUACUCACACUGCUCUGCUGCUCAGGCCAAAGGUUUGAUCCAGGUGGGCAGGUGGAACCCGCUGCCCCUUUCCAGCGUCACGGACGCUCCGGAUGCCACAGUGGCCGAGAUGCUGCAGGAUGUCCACCACGUUAUCACGCUUAAAAUACAGCUGCAAAGCUGCCCCAAACUGGAGGACUUGCCAGCCGAGCAGUGGACGCACUCGACCGUUCGGAACUCGUUGAAGGAACUCCUCAAGGACAUGAACCAGAGUUCAUUGGCCAAGGAGUGUCCUCUGUCGCAGAGCAUGAUCUCAUCCAUAGUUAAUUGCACCUACUACGCCAACGUUUCAACCGCCAAAUGUCAGGAGUUUGGGCGAUGGUACAAAAACUUCAAGACAUCCAAGUGCAACAAGAUUGACAGCUUCCCAGAGCAGUCAUCGCAUAUUCCCACCACUCAGCAGCCAAUCAGCAGCAGUGCAUCAGAUCAGAGCUCCAACCUUCUUUACCUCCAUGGCGGCAUGGCCAACAUGGUGACCGGAAACUCCCCUCACAGUAUUUGCAACUCCGGGUUGCUAACGCAGACUCUGAACAGAUCUCAGCAACAAGUCAUGACUCAAAUUCUGAACCAGCAGUACGCCGUGCGGCUCAUGCUAGCAGGACAGGGGCUCUCACCGGCGUCUCAACAGUAUCUCAACCACCCGUCGGUGGGGAGGUCUCCUGCCAAGGUCUUGGCCAAAGCGCCUGAUCCCCAACCCCCUCAGCAGGCCCAAUGCGGUCCAGAUGGAUCUCCUCCAGCCGGGCUGCAACACCAGACGGCGGCUGCGUCGUGUCUGGGCUUGGUCGAUGUGCCCAACGACAUCUACCACUGUGUCCGUGAGGAGAUGAAGAGGGCUGGAAUUUCUCAAGCCAUUUUUGCUCGAGUGGCUUUUAACAGGACUCAGGGCCUGCUCUCGGAGAUUCUACGAAAGGAGGAGGACCCGAAAAACGCCUCCCAGUCCCUCCUGGUCAACCUGCGGGCCAUGCACGGCUUCCUGCAGCUGCCCGAGGCGGAACGAGAACGCUUCUACCAGGAGGAGAAAGAGCGGAGCCUGACUGGAUUCACACCGAGCUGCAACAACACUCCACCGAGAUGCACUCAGGCCCGACUGUCGCCAGUCACAACAGACAGAAGCGUGAGGACAGACAGCUGCAUUCUCAACGUCAGCUCGUCGAUCUACGAAGAGAUUCAGCACGAAAUGAGGCGAGCCAAGGUGUCUCAGGCUUUGUUCGCAAAAGUGGCUGCGUCCAAGAGUCAGGGCUGGCUGUGCGAGCUGCUUCGUUGGAAGGAAGAUCCCAGCCCGGAGAACCGCACCCUGUGGGAUAACUUGUGCAUGAUCCGCCGUUUCCUCAGCCUGCCGCAGACGGAACGAGAUGCAAUUUACGAACAGGAGAGCAUAAACACCCCUGCGCAGAACCUCACCGAGAGACGCGCACUGUUCGGCAAUGAAAAUGUACUGUAUCAGCGGAACGUUCCGCUGUCUCAUCAACACCAUCUACAACCCCACCAACCUUUGCAUCCGGAAGCGGGACCUCACUCGUCUCCACGGCAACCGUGCACCGCAUCCCCCGCCGAACUGGAGACCGGGAGCAACUGGGGGGUGUCGGGUGUCGCCGUGCAGGGCCAGAGCAGUAGCAAUGGUGAGGACUCAGCCGAGGGAGGAGGUGAAGAAGACAACGGAAGUUUGGGCGCGGAAUGGAAUUAUUUUAUGAAAGGAAAUAACGUUGGAAGCAACGAGAAGGUGAGUGAAGUAGACGAAGGCGGAGAAAGUAUAAAGGAUGCAACAGCUCAGGAAAAGCUUCAAGUGGAUUGGCCUAUUUUGAAGAAUGAAGACGGUGAUGGCUUUGGGAUUUGUGCGCAGGCAGGGAAUGAAGGUGAAGUCCAACGUACGGGAUUACGAGUGUCCAAUGAAGCCUUGGGGAUUUUGCAGAGCUUCAUCCAGGAUGUGGGCCUGAACCCGGACGAGGAGGCGGUCCACACCCUGUCGGCUCAGCUGGACCUGCCCAAACACAUCAUCCGUAGCUUCUUCAGCAGCCAAGACCUCACGCCGGGUCGAGCCCACGAGCAGCGUCAGUGCUGCAGUCAGGUCCUAAAACACAGACAAGAGAGCCGCCGUGAAUGCACGGACGGGACCGCGUCCGGCAAAAGAACCGAGCAGCACGGGGAGCUAAAAAGUCAAACGGGAGAAAUUGACGAGGAGAAAAGACUCGCGAAAAUGAGGAGCGACACCAUGAGCAUUAUAACCUUGAAAGGGUUGGAUAUGAGUACGCAAACCAGUUUCACAAUGAAGGAAGAACAUGAGAGCUACAAUAUAUCAAACCAUAAUAUUAAGCCAUAA
This is a messenger RNA of Syngnathoides biaculeatus (alligator pipefish), 2798 nucleotides long. RefSeq names its product SATB homeobox 1a (gene satb1a). Lineage: Eukaryota; Metazoa; Chordata; Actinopteri; Syngnathiformes; Syngnathidae. The transcript has 11 exons. Bases 78 to 2798 code for a protein of 906 amino acids. The record is from RefSeq and is a predicted model, not a curated record. Gene Ontology annotation, molecular function: RNA polymerase II cis-regulatory region sequence-specific DNA binding; DNA-binding transcription factor activity, RNA polymerase II-specific. Gene Ontology annotation, biological process: chromatin remodeling; regulation of transcription by RNA polymerase II.